This is a messenger RNA of Linum trigynum, 1736 nucleotides long. The record is from the annotation of a GenBank genome assembly. NCBI's taxonomy places the organism in Eukaryota, Viridiplantae, Streptophyta, Magnoliopsida, Malpighiales, Linaceae.
GUUAAGGUUUGCCAUCUUAUUUUCUUAUUCCCACAGGUGAUGAUGUGUCCCGACGAUGAGCGGUGAAAAUGACGAAAAUGACCUCCUAAAGUCAGCGGAUGAGAGAGACCCACCGAGGUCAGAACUCAGAAAUCUCUCUCAGAAUAACCAAGUCCUUUCCCUCUUUUUACUUUUUUUUUACCGCCUUUACAUUCCCCAUGCUUUAGAAAAGAUUCCCUCCUCCUAUGUUUUACAAUCUCCCACAUUUACUUUCCCUUGUCAAAGGUAAAUGAUUGUUCUUUCCCGCCAAAAUCUGCCCUCCCUCCCUCCAUUUCCCUUUUCUUACUGCACUCCCCUCUUCCCUUUUUUUUACUGCACACUUUCUUCCCCUGCUUCCCCUGUCUCCUCCUAAAGUAGCCCGCCAAACCUAGAGAGAGAGAAAGUGAGAGAGAAAUGAAGGGAGCUUCCAAGGUGAUAAUGGGAGCCACGGUGGUGAUGGUGGUCGGCCUAGGCUUCGUACUCACCCUAGUUCUCAUCCUCCUAGCCGAGCUCUACUGCAACCUCAUUCUCCGCCGCCGUCAGCACCGCCAGCAGCUGGCGGUGGUUUCCUCCCCUGACACCAUCACACCCAUCACCACCAUUCCCUCCUCCCCUCCUUCCAACCUCCUCCACAACUACCGCCACUCUUCUCCUUCCCCUCCUCCUCUCAGAGUCCUCCAAGCUCCCAGAAGCUUCCUCUUCCCCGCAGCCAAAGAAGCCAAGCGACUCAUCAACAGCCGCCGCAACAGCCACCACAAUGAUUCUCGCGCCAGCUCCACCAUGUCCUCGAGCUCUAAGAUGAUUUGUCCACAGCCGCUGCCAGCCCGCAGCAGAUCGGGCUCCACUGCCGAGCAUUUCAUUUACAUAUCCAAUCCCAUCUACGACAACAACAAAGGUGCGGAUCAUCACGGCGCCAGCGGCAGGGACGACACCCCGUUCGAGACCCCGGACUCAUCGCCGUCUCGGCUGGAUAGCGGCGGCGACGUUUCGAGCGGUGGCGACGUUUCGAGCAGCAGCGAUGAGGAGAUGACGACGACUAAGGCGACGGCCAGUCCUCCCGUGGGUAGUUCCACUCCCCCGCUGCAGCCGAUGAAGAAGCUGCCGACGGAAGCGACGUCGGUUUCGCCGAGGGACGCUGUUACUGUUUCGGGGAGUACCGAUUCCAAUAGUAACAACGGGCUGCUGUCUUCCUCAUCCUCUAGUUCAACUUCUCCGUCGUGGUGAUUAAUUCGUCAUCAGAUUCGUUUUCCCUUUUUUUUCUCCUUUCUUGUUCUUGGUAGCUGUACUGUGGAUAUAAGCAUGAAAGAAGAGAAAGAAGCGGUAUGGGUAAGCUUCCUUUUGUUUUCGGCCUUUUUUAAGCAAAGGCGUGGGUUCUUGUGUCUCGGCCAUCCAAGCCCACGCUUUGCGCCUCCUCUAUGUUAGAUUCGUCUUUUUGUUUUUUUUUUUAAUAUUGUAACUCCUCUGUUUAUUUGUCGUUAUUCCUUGAUGAUCUUGUGUAAGCUCCUCUGUUUCUCUUAGGUUUGAACUUGUGGGUAUUGGACCGGUCGUGAUGGGUCAAUUUUGAUAACGCACUUGAGUUAUUACGUGAGAACAUGUUGCUACGUGAUAGGCUUAGGUUGUAUAAUCUGGUACACUUAUGCGCACGACUCUAGCUUAGUUUCGAACAUAAGCGAAUGCGUUGGUGUUUCGUCUAGGUCGAAUAGAGUAGAUGAUAAUUU